AUAUUGUACUAUUACUCCUUUUCAAUUUUUACCAAUCGAUCAUAUUAUUCCCAAUCUUAUACCUUCCUCUUUGCACCGUACUUUUUUCCACCGGCGCCGAUUAACCGAUUACGUUUCCGGCGACGUCUUCCGGUCAACACUCCGGCGAGUAGUUUCCGUUGAAAUACAAUGCAAAGCUAGUACUGCGGAUGACUUCAACAUGCAAAUGGUGCAACAGGUCUCCUUAGACUGUGACACAUGCCUCCAUCCCGAGACUUUUAUGUGCAAGGAUGGGUUUUCUGGGGUAACACAAAAUCCUGCAGUGGCACUGCCAGUGAUACCCUCAAAAGAUCAUCCUGUUUCACAGCAGUCUGUGCUGACCCAUGAUCAUGCAGUUACACAGCUGGUAUCAUUCUCCCAAGAUCAGGUUAUACUACCGCAGCCAGCCAAAAGACAGACACGUCAAUGGGCUGCAUGGACACGUCAGGAGGAAGAAAGCUUUUUCUCUGCACUGCGACAAGUUGGGAAGAAUUUUGAGAGAAUUACUAGUCGCGUGCAGAGUAAAAACAAGGAUCAGGUCAGACACUAUUAUUAUCGUCUUGUGAGGCGCAUGAACAAGUUGUUGGGUCCAGAACUUUGUCUGGAUGCCAAAAAUUCCAAGGAGACUAAUGCUGCAAUGCUGCGAUGGUGGUCUUUACUGGAAAAGUAUAGCUGUAAAGCUUCAAAGCUUCAUUUGAAACCACGGAGAUUUAAAAUAUUUGUUGAAACUUUGGAGAGUCAGCUGGUGAAAGACCGCAAAAAGAAUGUAAAAAGGCGUCCUUCUCAAGGAGAAAGUAGCUCUACAGCUGCAGCAUCUCCUUCAAGUCAUGGCAGAGUGUCAACUAAUGAUAGUCGGACAGUUAAAGUGGUUCUUCUUGACAACAAGGACGCACAAAAAUUCGGAUCCGGUAAAGGUCCUUCUGUAAAACGCAAUGUCACUAUGGGUGUUAACAGGGGGAAUGUAAAGGUAGACUCUUCUGUGAAAAAUGCUAGACAUCGCCGAAGGACAGGUUCUUCAUCAACAGCUGCAUAUAAAAGGUGGGAGAAGGCUGCAAUUGCUGGAGUUUCAUUGGUAGCUGAUGCUGCCGAGCAUUUGGAGCGGACAACUAUUGAUAAAGAUGUUGGACCGGUCCAGAAUUCACAGGGUAUAAAUGGCUUUGAACAUGUUGGCAAAGAUGUGCAUUCUUUGUCGACUUUAUCUCAAAUUUUUUUAAAGGAGACCAAUUUACAGAGUUGUAUGAAACUAAAGCUCCAACUGUUUCCUGUUGAUGAAGGAACUAGAAGAGCCCUGGAAAUGGAUAAUCAUAACCCGUUCUUGGAACUCACUCUAAGUAAUCGAAAAAAGAUGUCAUCCGUUAUGGAACAUCUCAAUCGUAAAUGGGGAAGUUCAAGCAUAGCAACUGGAGAACUGGUGCUUUUUCCUUUCCAUGUACAGGUGGAAAGCCUGGUGCGAUCCCUGAGAUGGACCAAAGAUACCACACAAAUUGCAGCAGAUGUGCAUAAUCUGAUUGGAAGACCUCCAGUUUUCCGUCUCAAAUAUGGUUGGUUUCCAAAUGCUGAGCUUGGAACGUCUCAAGAACCAUUGUCAUAUACCGUUCCAUUUGUGCAAAAUACUAACACUAACAUAACAAACGAAAAGAAUGCGGAAAUACCAGCAUCUUCCCAUGGUUCACUUGUACGAUUUUCUAAAGAACCACUACCUUCUAACCCAAGAAUGACUGUGACAUCCUCCUCAAACAAGCUUGGUGAGUCAAACUUGCAAGCUAGCAUGGGUCUGAAUACCUACACUUCUGAUCAUGAUGAAACUCUGCCUUCACAUAGAAGGGAGAACUGGGAUGCAACCACCGCGGAACAAGAUGACAUGCAUGAUAUGCAGGGAACCAAGGCCAGUGCUUUGUCAGCAGGGGAUUGGGAAGAUAGCUUUACCAACAUAAGUGUUGGAGAUCUUCUCUUUGAUGCACCUGAUGAUGAGCAAACAGACUGCGUUGACUCAGCUUUGCCCGGAAGCUCUCAUUUUCUCCAUCAGACGCCAUUAAGCUGCGACUCGUUUGAUGCAGCGAUUGCUGCUCAUAUAUAUAAACAUCAAAGCAAAGCUGAUUCUCAGAUGGCUCUUCCACCUCAAGCAUCUUCCAUUUGGAAUGCUGAAGAUACAUGUGAUGCUUUUGCAUUCAAGAAAAAUGUUGCUUUCCGUGACAAAGAGCAGCGGUCAUCCAGCAAUGUUGGUGCAGAGAAUUCCCAGCGGAUUGCUCAGUCAUCAUCCCUGGUAUUGGAUGCAGGAAUCAAGGAUUUGCCUGGGAACAUGGAAUCGUUCACUGGCGAAACUGCUCAUGAAGACCCAAUGGAUGAGUGUCAAUCCGAUGCACAAGCUUUGGAUGGUUCUGCAAAGGAUCCUAAUGGGCUCUCUGGCAUAUAUUGGACAGAUUCUUUAGGACCGCUAGAAUUGGACGCACCUUCAUGUAGAUAUCAUAAUGAAGACAUAACUCUGAGUGAUAGUUUUGGUGGUUUGAACCGCCUCAUAGUUGACAGCCUGGAUGCAUUUCAAAAUUGCUCGUUUUUUGGGUUGGACAAGAAAGAGCCUGCAUCAUCUACUGCUAAAGCUGUAGAGACUUCAGAUUUAAAAAUCGGCGCUGAAGUCUAAGCUUCCCUCGACUGUGGAACUGUAAGUAAGCGCGGUUUAUUUUGGUAAAACUUAGUUCGCUAACUUAUAGGAAUGCCGCGACAAUAUCAAGUCUACAACUUCCUGCAUGCACGCACGCACGCGAGUAAAGCAUGGCUCUUUAAAAGAGAAAAGGAUUGAGACGCAACGAAGGUUCUCUUUUUUAUGUACAAAAUAUAACUCUUGAGCAUAUCUCAGGUGUCUUUGGAUGUGUACAUUGUGUAGAAUUUAUGUGCAGCAUGUGAAAAUGCCAAUUUUUAGUUUUGGUAAAACUGAUAGAUGUUGCAAAAUUCUGGACUUAGGCACAACAGGGUUGAUAUUGAUGUUAUAUGAUUUGAUAACAAAAAGAAUGUGAAAUUUUAUAAAUUGAUUUGGAGAAACCAACAUUUCAAAACA
Messenger RNA from Capsicum annuum, 3070 nucleotides. Its product is annotated as TSL-kinase interacting protein 1. Gene Ontology annotation, molecular function: chromatin binding. Gene Ontology annotation, biological process: pattern specification process. Bases 200 to 2656 code for a protein of 818 amino acids. Lineage: Eukaryota; Viridiplantae; Streptophyta; Magnoliopsida; Solanales; Solanaceae. Gene Ontology annotation, cellular component: nucleus. The transcript has 14 exons. The record is from RefSeq and is a predicted model, not a curated record.